AGAAUAAAAGAAGGAAGGAAAACUGAGAGUGGGUUGUGUUUGGUGCAAAGAAGCGAAGCGAGGGAGUGCGAGAGAAGUAGAGAAUGUUCAAGAAGGCGGUGGAGGCGAAAUCUCACCAGAGGCUCUCUGGUGCGGACAGAAAGAAGCUCAGACGAAGCAUUAAGGACAAAUUCCAGAGGGUUUCUGAUUCCGACUUAGACGCCUUGCUUCCUCCCAAGGCAGAGAUUGCAGUGGCCAAGUUUCAAAACCGUGUUCAUGUGUAUGCUGUGGAGGGAGGCUUUCCGAUGUUCUUCGACGUUGAUGGUCGCGGCUCUGACAUUUUUCCAACAGUUUAUGCACUGUGGAUUGUCCCUGAGCUGCUGCCUGCGUUCGUGCUCAAGGGUGGUGAGGUGUCCCGGUUUGUUAUCGGAGGCGCAGACUUGAUGUUCCCAGGUAUAACGGUGCCUCCCGAAGGUCUUCCUUCGUUUCGAGCAGGGGAGCCUUGGGCCGUCAAAGUACCCGGAAAUCCUGCUCCUAUUGCAGUUGGGAGUACCACCAUGAGCAGCGAUGAAGCAUUGAAAGCUGGAUUGCGUGGAAAGGCGCUAAGAAUAACUCAUUACUAUCGUGAUUUGCUUUGGGAAUCUCCCGAAGGCUGUUAUGUGCCUAAUGCAGGUUUUUUCGAAGAUGUUGUGUUUGAGGAUCCUUCUUCGUUACAAGCUUCUUGUGAUUCCGAUUCGACUGAUGUUACUGGUGAGACAUCAACUGAUCAACAGAACAACCAAAAAAGUGACGAAGUGGUGGAAUCUCUGGAUGUGAAUGAGUUACAACAUGAUUCCGCCUCUGGAUUGAUAUCACCGGAUGAUGGUGAAAAUGAUGCUGCAACUGGAGUAACUGAAGGCAUGGCCGAUUUGAAGUUACCGGAUACUGCGUCUGGUAAUGACCCUAACGACCAACAGACUCUAUCAACUGCAGAUAUAGAUUCCCUGUUAGAUAAGUGCCUUCUUCAAGCUUUGCACACAACAGUGAAGGACAAAGACCUUCCAUUGCCUGGAAGCACUCUAUGGUCGAACCAUGUAUUACCAUGUAGACCUUCAGGAAUUACUUUGGAUAUCAAGAAAUCUUCCUACAAAAAGUUAUCUAAGUGGUUACAAUCAAAAUCCACCUCCGGCUUGAUAUCAGUGAAAGAAGAUAAACACAAAAAGGAAGUCAUACUGUUUACAGUAAACCGAAAGCAUGCCGAUUAUUCAUCCUUUAAGCCUGAAAAAAUACGAGUUGAGAAAAGUGAGCAGCCUAGUGUUCAGUCUGCUAAUGAAGUUCGUACGUCCAAAACUCUUGAAGUGGCCGAAAUCUACAAGCCAAGUGUACAUGUUAAUGCCAUAUUUUCAGCUGUAGGAGCUGACCCAGGGAAACUUUUUAGUGCUUCUGAAGCUACCGAUAUUGUCUUCACAUAUGUUGAAAAAGAAAAUCUUGUUAAACCAACAAAUAAAUCCAUUGUGAUUCUUGAUGCACUGUUAUGUGAUUCACUGUACAAGGGGGCUAUUAAAAAAGGAACAACUUAUCCUACAGAAAUUCACAAGAAGGAUUUAGGAUCAACAUUUGUGAGCCGUAUGCAGCCUCACCAUGUUGUAACCAGAGGGAAUGAAUCUGUAGUUCGUAAAGGUGCACUUAAAACGAUUCAGUUAUUGACAGAACGACGGCAAGGCAACAAGAAGGUAACCAAACUCUCGGGUAUGGAAAGUUUUCUUAUAGAUGCUGAAGCAUUGGCGUCAGAACUGCAGAAGAAGUUUGCAUGCAGUACCUCUGUCGCAGAACUGCCAGGUAAAAAAGGGCAUGAAGUUUUGGUUCAAGGAGGAGUUAUCGAUGACUUAGCUAGGCAUUUGAUUGAACAAUAUGGAGUUCCAAAGAGAUACAUUGAAGUUCUUGAUAAAACCAAGAGAUGAGCUACCUACGAUGCUUUUAUUUAACGCUGCUGGGAGUACUUUACUUGGAUGCCUGUAGAUGUAUGUUCUGUAUGUUUCGCACCCUGGUUUAUUGGGUUGAUUGAGAUUAGUAUAAAUGGAGCGAGCAAAGAAUAGAAAUGGACAAAACACAAAUGUUCUUUCCGAUUCAAAAAAUUGCUGUUUUCAAGUUUAUUGUGAAACUCUGAAUGGAGGAUGCCACCAUUCAGAUCAACGAACUUGAUCAGUCGAGCCAACAUUCACAUUGUUUUCACUCUUCGAUCUGUAAGCUAUAGACUGAACUCUCCCUGUGGUCUUUGA
Vigna umbellata (rice bean) is the source of this 2237-nucleotide messenger RNA. Its product is annotated as eukaryotic translation initiation factor SUI1 family protein. The record is from RefSeq and is a predicted model, not a curated record. Gene Ontology annotation, biological process: formation of translation preinitiation complex; translational initiation. Gene Ontology annotation, molecular function: translation initiation factor activity. NCBI's taxonomy places the organism in Eukaryota, Viridiplantae, Streptophyta, Magnoliopsida, Fabales, Fabaceae.